Mercenaria mercenaria is the source of this 1049-nucleotide messenger RNA. Its product is annotated as transmembrane protease serine 2-like. Gene Ontology annotation, molecular function: serine-type endopeptidase activity. The record is from RefSeq and is a predicted model, not a curated record. Gene Ontology annotation, biological process: proteolysis. Bases 168 to 1049 code for a protein of 293 amino acids. Lineage: Eukaryota; Metazoa; Mollusca; Bivalvia; Venerida; Veneridae. The transcript is spliced from 5 exons.
AUUUGAUAAUUCAAUUCCAAUCAUUCCGAUUGAGAAUUCCAGUCCAGUAGGAGCAAAACCACACUAUCUCUUUCAUAUUAACAUCUAUAUUUGAUACAGUUUUGCUUCAAUUCGUGGUAGUUACGGGAAAUUUUGGUAUAUCCACCAAGUGGAAAUGCCGUCACUUGAUGAAUUGUGGUCAUACGGUUUGGUCGCGGGAACAUUUUCAUACUCCGGCAGAAAUGAGGAACUGUUAUGUACAAGAUGUUUUUAUAUUCACGAUUCUUCUUCACAUAUGCACUGGUUUUGAUUUUAAUCUAUGUGGAUACUUUGUAACUGGUGGAUGGUGCGACACGGCAUGUAGAUACGAAGCACAACACGCUUGGCGUAUUCCUUUGUGCAUGCACAGUGGUGCACGAGGGCCGAAAUGCUGCAUUCCACCCGAUCACAGACUUGUGCAAGGAAGGGAUCCUCCAACUACAGUUUCCACAACUGUUGCCGCCAUAUUACCACAAGAAACGGAAACACCAGAAAUAUCAUGUGGUCGCGCGAGAUCUCAUUCACGUGUUCGACGCGUGAUUGGUGGAAAUCGUGCACCAGCUGGUACCUGGCCAUGGCAAGCAGCCCUGAGACUGUAUACUGGCCAGUAUGUGUGUGGAGGUGUUAUUAUUUCUGACAGUUGGGUACUAACUGCUGCCCACUGUGUUCAACCACCGCAUGAUGACCUGAACCUCCUCAGAGUGUAUGUUGGUGACCAAACAUUGUCGUAUGGCCGGCACGGAAGAGAGAAUUCGAAAACAAUCCGAAGAAUUAUACGACACGACAAUUUCGAGCAGAAUGUAGAAUUUACAGUGACGGAUCCGCAGACAGGGGACACAACCGUGAUUAGACGUCAUUUACAUGAUAUUGCUCUCAUACAGUUAAAUGACAGCUUGACGUUUUCCGACAACCUCCGCUCUAUUUGUUUACCGGAUAUGUCUGACGACCUGUCGGAUCUACAUGACGAAUCAGCAUGCUGGGUAGCUGGCUGGGGACAGAAUCAUGGUAAAGAAAUGAUAUUUUUUCCAUGA